This is a messenger RNA of Drepanopeziza brunnea f. sp. 'multigermtubi' MB_m1, 372 nucleotides long. Lineage: Eukaryota; Fungi; Ascomycota; Leotiomycetes; Helotiales; Drepanopezizaceae. The record is from RefSeq and is a predicted model, not a curated record.
AUGAUGAAGCAUAGGAGAAAGGCUCCUCCGAUGGCCCCACCAAUGAUGGCACCAAGAAAACUAGGACCGCGAGAAUCUGUAGUGACGGUGACUGUCGCACCUGGAUUUGACGAUGAGCCUGUGGGUGAUGGCGAUAAAAGAGAAGACGAAGGUGGGAUGGAGGAUGCUGAAGGCACAGGUCAUCCGGAGCCACUUCCAGUAGAAGCAGACGGAGAUUGCGAGCUGGUCGAGCUUCUCGAUGCAGCCGGCACCUGUGUCGCACUUGAUGUAAGCGAGAAGGUCUUUGCAGCUACCUUCGCCUCAGACGAAAAGGUGACUCCGAUAGGACCAUCCACCCCAUUCCCAUCAGCCUCAACUGCGAGUUGUGCGUGA